AUGGCGAAAGCGCGAGCAUCACCGCCGUGUUUGCCGCUCUUCAGCACUCCCUCAUCAGCAUCCUCCUCUUCCUCCUCUCUAUCUAACCAGGAAAAGGCUAGCCUUUUAGACAGUAAGAGUGAGAGUGACAAUCAGACUCAAAAGGAGAAGCCGCGCGUGAUCGUCCAUUAUCCCUGCAGCAGCAAUGCCGCGAAUUGGCCCACAAACGGUCAAACAGAAUCCUCUGUCAGCGAUCCGUCCGGCACGGUCGCCACAGCAGCGGAACUUCCGCUGAAGAUCGAUGGCUCCGUUAACUUUUCCGUCCAGGGUCGGGGUGAGCGGACUGAUUUCGUCAAGAUCGAUACUUUUCCGUCGGUUCCGUCAGUGACGCCGUUUUCCCUUAGCGGGAACGCCUCCGCAUCGUGGCCCGCGGGGAAUAGGGCGAUAAUGCGAGCGCGAUCUGUGGGGAAUUGGGGGGAAGCGGCGGCUUGCGCGGGCGCGGAAGGGGACGGGCGGACGGCUGUGGUGCUGCUGGGGUGGCUCGGCGCGCAGCAGCGGCACAUGCGGCAGUAUGCCACGUGGUACAACGCGAGGGGUAUCGAUGCGAUCGGGUUCGUCAUUCCGUUCACCGACAUAUUCAGCGUCAGGCUUGGCGAAAAGGCGGAGCUGCAUGUCGACGAUCUGGUCACGGAGCUUGAGAGAUGGCUCCUCGAGGGCGCGAAUCGCGGAGGGACGCACGGCGCGAUUCACGGCGGGCUGGGCGGCGGCGGGCGCCGCACGCUGCUGUUCCACACGUUUAGCAACACGGGAUGGAUCGCAUACGGCGCGGCGCUGCUGCGAUUGCAGCGGAAGUACGGGAAAGAGGCAGUGGAUGGGAUUAUAAAGGGGUGUGUCGUGGACUCCGCGCCUAUACUGGAAGAAGAUCCCAAGGUGUGGGCGAGCGGAUUCUCAGCGGCCAUUCUACAGAAGCGCAGUGCAGCAACGCGCAUGGGCUCCCUUGUCAUUGACUCGGUCGUCGGCUGCUCCCAGCUCAAAUCCGCCCUGCUACAAGCCAGCACCCUCCCCGCUGCUUCCUGCUCUUCUGCUUCUGCUGCUGCUGCUGCUGCUGCUGCUGCUGCUGCUGCUGCUGCUGCUGCUGCUGCUACUGGUGGCGGUGGCGGUGGCGGUGGUGGUAUUGCUGCUGCUGCUGGUGUUGCUGCUGUGGAUGCUGCCUCUGUGGCAUCUGCUGCGGGUGCUCUCACUGCACCAGCAUUCACCAGUGUGACUGUAACCCGGAGUGACUGCAGCAGCAGCUGUGAGAGCCUGUUCCCGGGGCAGGGGCGGGGCUCGUGGCAAGGGGAAGGGCAAGUGCAGGGGGAAGAGAAUGGGGGUCUGGAUGGUGGGGAGGGAUUGUUUCCUUCGCCUGCUCCCUGCGGGUGUGAGCUGGUUUGGUGGCGGGCUGACGAGGCUGAGAGAUUAAAGACGUGUGGGAGCAAGUCAAGGGGGAGUAAGGCGUCUGCAGGUGCUGCUGCGGCUGCUGCGGCGGCUGCUGCGGCGGCAGUGGCAGGCGGCCUGGGGGAUAGAGGCAUGCGAGAAGUGAUCGGCUGUGGUGCUGGUCCUGGUAAUGGCUGUAGUAACGGGUGUGCUUCAAGAGGGGUGUCUCAGCAGGAUCAGCAGCAGUGGUUGCUACAGCAACAGCUGAUAGCUGUGUGCAGAAUGCAAGCAGAGAAGCAGGAGAGAAAGCUGGUACUGGGAAAAGAGCUGAGAAAAGAGCAGGAGCUAGGGAGCGGCCUUCACCUGCAGCAGCAACAGCAGAAGCCACGGCAGCAGCGGUGGUGGCAACAAGGAGGGGGGAGAGGCAGGGCGAGUGGGGCCGCGAGCAGCAUGGUGCAGGCGUGUGGGCGGGCGGCGGGGGCGUGUGGGCGCGUGGCAGUGGCGGUGGUGAGGGUGGUGAAGGUGCGGCUGGAUGCGCUAGAGAGUGUGCUGGUGACGGCGCUCUGGCUCAUCUUCCAAGUGGCUCUGCGCAUCCCCUACGUCAAAGGGAAGCUUGUGAACUUAUUCUCAGGUCUACAGCGAGGCCCGCUCUCUUGUUUUGCCCAAUACUCGUGCAGUCAGGCUUGGGCUUGUGAGGGCGGGGAAGCUACCACGAUGGCUGCUGCAGAUAAUGGAGGAAGCAAUGAAUCGUUGCCUCGCCAGGGGAACACGGAGUCUGAGUCAUUCACAGUGUCGGCAUCCCUACCAGAAGCCGAGAUUGUCAAUGGACCCCCUGUAGUGCACAUGCCUGUGCGGAAACCAGAGAGCUUGUCAGUUGGAUUCGCAGUUCCAGAGGAGGAGAAGCAGGGUGCUGCCAUGUGGCAGGUAAGGUGA
Closterium sp. NIES-65 is the source of this 2325-nucleotide messenger RNA. The record is from the annotation of a GenBank genome assembly. Lineage: Eukaryota; Viridiplantae; Streptophyta; Zygnematophyceae; Desmidiales; Closteriaceae.